Molecule: messenger RNA, 927 nt
Organism: Chinchilla lanigera (long-tailed chinchilla)
Lineage: Eukaryota; Metazoa; Chordata; Mammalia; Rodentia; Chinchillidae
Product: olfactory receptor 13A1-like
Exons: 1
Coding region: 1-927 (308 amino acids)
Biological process (GO): G protein-coupled receptor signaling pathway
Cellular component (GO): membrane
Molecular function (GO): G protein-coupled receptor activity; olfactory receptor activity
Source: RefSeq, a predicted model, not a curated record
AUGGCCUCUGGGAAUCAGUCAGUUGUGACCAUGUUCAUCCUGCAGAGAUUCACAGACGACCCUUGGCUCCAGGUAGCCCUUUUCUGUCUCUUCUUCACCCUGCUUGUGGUGUCCCUGAUGGGCAAUGGCCUGAUCAUCAUGACUAUCCACCAUAGCCCCAACCUCCACACCCCCAUGUACUUCUUUCUUGUCAACCUGGCCCUGCUGGAUGUGGCCUGCACCUCAACUGUCUUGCCCAAGGUCCUGCAGAGUCUAGUGGCUGAGAAUACCAUCUCUUUUGGGGGCUGCCUCACCCAGAUGUUUGUCUUCUCGUGGCUCCUGGGCUCUGAGCUGCUGCUCUUCUCUGCUAUGGCCUAUGAUCGCUACCUGGCCAUCUGCCGACCACUGCACUAUGGCACCCUGAUGAGCGGGAGGGUCUGUGUGACUCUAGCAGCCUUUGUGUGGUCCAUGGGGGCUCUCAACUCCUUGAUGCUCACUUGCCUGGCUCUGCCACUGUCAUUCUGCGGCCCCAAUCUCAUUACACACUUUUUUUGUGAGAUUCCAUCUGUGCUCUUGCUGUCCUGCAGCUCAACCUUUGUCAACGAUGUCAUGACCAUCAUCACAGACAUGUUUCUGACAGGCCUGAACUUCCUGCUGACCAUGACUUCCUAUAGCUUUAUCAUCACCAGCAUCCUACGCAUCCACUCAGCUGAGGGCAAGCGGCGUGCCUUCUCUACCUGCUCCUCCCACCUGGUGGUGGUCACUCUAUACUACUCCACCGUGCUCUACACCUAUAUCCGGCCAGCUCUGGGCUCUGCUGGGCUCUUGGACAAAGCUGUUGCUGUCUUGUAUACCACUGUGACUCCCUCUCUCAACCCCCUAAUCUAUACCCUGAGAAACAAGGAAUUUAAAUCAUCCUUCAAAAAACUUCUAUUUUUCCCUAAAUGA